UCGAUCACCAGCAAUUCAACAUAUUCCCAGCGAUCUUCAGCCGUCAGCUCAACUUCUCCGCGGCGGCGGCUGCCAAUUGCGGCCAGAACAAGCUGAUGGAUGAGCUCAGGCCGAAUUUGGGUCUGCUUGGUGUCGGUCUGGUUGAGAACGACAGCUUCCAUCUGAAUCACAAUCAGGAGAAGAGGAAGUGCAGUAGCGCCAGUUCGAAUGAGCAGGACUUCGGUCUGUACGGGGUGCAUCAGGGUCUCGAGGCGAGUCCGCCGACGCCCGCCGCGACGCCCGGUAGAAGCAGCGUCGGGGCUACCACCACCGUCGGAGCUGAAGGCGCUUUUAAGAAGUUAAAGCCUGACCCCUGCGCUUCCAGUCCUCACAUUGGUCACACACCUACCACAGCUAGCUGUCCAACACCUGCCCGACGGCGACACAGGACUACCUUCACUCAGGAGCAGCUGGCAGAAUUGGAAUCGGCGUUUGCAAAAUCCCAUUAUCCGGACAUAUACUGCAGGGAGGAAUUGGCGAGGACCACCAAAUUGAACGAGGCCAGAAUUCAGGUUUGGUUCCAGAACAGAAGAGCGAAAUACCGGAAGCAGGAGAAGCAGCUGCAGAAAGCUCUGACACCAAUUCCCGCCUGCCAAGGUGCCAUGAUGAGGAAUAUCUAUCCUGGUGCUAGCAGAGGUUAUCAACCCUACCCCCAUCCUCACAACAGCAUAAAUGGCAUAAAUCGUUAUCCCCAGAUGGGCACGACGUCUUACCCGAGCAUGACUCAGCCGUUCUCCAUGUCGCAUUCAGCGUCGAAUAUGUCGGCCGUCACCGGCAUGCGACAAGAUGCAAUGGGAAUGUCAGCGGAGGACGAGUGGUACAACAAGAGCAUCUCAGCCCUGAGAAUGAACACAGCCCACCACCCGAAUCUGGCCGCACCAAUGUUACAAUAUCAGACAUAAUUGUAAACGGAGGCGAGAGGGCAACUCGAGGGUCUCGUCAGGAAUCCGAUGACGUAUCUAUGAUCAAGCCGAUCGAUGGAGGGAAAAAAAACCGAGAGCAAAAUGACGAACCCGACGAAGCCCUAUCGACGUUUUGCCGUUUCGCAGAAAGAAGAAAAAAAAAGAAAUGAGAGGAAGGGAAACAGAACCGUGGAUCGAUUUGCAUUAUCGCUAAUCGGCUUACGCGGCCGCGUCGACAUCCUGAUUUCGUGACGCAUUCUCGCAUCUCACUUGCAGCAAGCAAGCUCGAUUUGCAAUGGCAUACACAUGUCGCGAGGCAUAUACGCGCGAAAAGCUCUUAAUCCGAUCACGUUCUCGUGUUUCAUCGUCGUUUGGACAGGCCGAAUGUAAGUUCGAGCACGACGUUGAAGAUUGUGUGCGAUAACGAAAUAAUGAGACUGUGCGUUUAUCUCGAACGUUUAUUCGGAACGUGAAUUUCUAAAAUUCAACAACGUUGAAUUCUGAAAAUUCAACAACGCGCGAUUAUCGCGCGCGUGUGAAAUAUCGUGUUGCAAAAUAUCAAUUGGCACACAUAGAACCUCGUGAUUUUUUGUGUAAUUUCUGCGACUUACGAUUCAUUACGAUCGACAUACAGAUUGUCUCUGGUAUCGCGUAUUUCCUUUCUCAAUUGGCAAAUCCUCUCACUAAACGUUUGCGAGACAGAUUUUUUACAUCAAUUUUGAAACAGAAUGUUAUCAAAGGGAAGCCUAUCAAUGAAGUUAAGAUUAAGAAAAAAAUCCAAAUAUCUCAAUAAUAUUUUCAUUAAAUUAAAAU
This is a messenger RNA of Acromyrmex echinatior (Panamanian leafcutter ant), 1754 nucleotides long. Its product is annotated as homeobox protein unc-42. Gene Ontology annotation, molecular function: RNA polymerase II transcription regulatory region sequence-specific DNA binding; DNA-binding transcription factor activity, RNA polymerase II-specific. NCBI's taxonomy places the organism in Eukaryota, Metazoa, Arthropoda, Insecta, Hymenoptera, Formicidae. The record is from RefSeq and is a predicted model, not a curated record. Gene Ontology annotation, biological process: regulation of transcription by RNA polymerase II.